Puntigrus tetrazona (Sumatra barb) is the source of this 4507-nucleotide messenger RNA. Its product is annotated as serine/threonine-protein kinase Nek1-like. The record is from RefSeq and is a predicted model, not a curated record. Lineage: Eukaryota; Metazoa; Chordata; Actinopteri; Cypriniformes; Cyprinidae. Gene Ontology annotation, biological process: protein phosphorylation. Gene Ontology annotation, molecular function: protein kinase activity; ATP binding.
GAUGUUCGCUGAAUAUUCUGAAUAUAGAAGCAUGAGAAGUCAUUUGCACAGACAUGGAUAAAUAUGAGAGAUUGAAGAAAAUUGGGGAGGGAUCCUUUGGGAAAGCCAUCCUGGUCAAAUCAAGGACAGACAGCCGACAAUAUGUUAAUGAGAUUGGCAUCUCCAGGAUGUCGAACAAAGAAAGGCAAGAAUCACAGAAAGAGGUGGCAGUUCUGGCCAACAUGAGCCAUCCAAACAUAGUCCAGUACAAGGAAUCCUUUGAAGAGAGUGGUUGUUUGUACAUCGUAAUGGACUACUGUGAGGGAGGAGACCUGUUUAAGAAGAUCAAUAAUCAAAGAGGGACUCUGUUCCCUGAGGAACAGAUUCUUGACUGGUUUGUGCAGAUCUGCCUGGCUCUGAAACACGACAUGGCCGCAAAAAUCCUACCGGACAUCAAAUCACAGAAUAUUUUUCUGACCAAAGAUGGUACCAUUCAGCUGGGUGACUUUGGAAUCGCUAGAGUUUUGAAUAGCACCGUGGAGUUGGCGAGGACAUGUAUCGGCACACCUUACUACCUGUCACCAGAGAUAUGUGAAAAUAAACCAUACAACAACAAGAGUGAUAUCUGGGCCCUGGGAUGUGUCCUGUAUGAAAUGUGCACGCUAAGCAUGCAGUAAUUUGAGGCCGGAAACAUGAAGAACCUGGUGUUAAAAAUCAUCCGUGGUUCGUACUCUCCUGUUUCCGCACAUUACUCCCAAGACUUGCGCUCUCUCCUGGCCCAGCUGUUCAAGCGCAACCCCCGGGAGAGACCGUCCGUCUCAGCCAUUUUGGACAAGCCUUUUCUUUCUCACAGGAUUCACAGGUUUCUCAGCCCUCAGAUUAUUGCUCAGGAAUUCAGCCACUCACUUCACCUUAAUCAGCCUAAAACGAGUGUGGCUCAUCACCCCCCAGCCAAACGCCCUGCGCCAGGCCCUAUCCCCAUCUCUCCAGCUCAGAAAAUCACAAAGCCAGCAGCCAAAUACGGAGUGCCUUUAACAGUCCGGAGACCAUCUGACGCCAUCAGAAAGGUCCCGGAUUCAGCAAAGAAACCAGUCAAACUCAAGCAGGCUCCCCCUCCUGCAGCAGCUCAGAGGAGAGUGAGUCGAGUGGAGGAGGAGAGGAGGAAGCAUGAGGAAGGCGUGAGGAAGAAACGGAUGGAGAUGAUGGAGAGGGAAAGGAAGCAAAGAGAACAGAUGUUGUUGCUGAAAGCUGCUCAGAUGAAGAGAUUUGAGAGAGAAAAGCUGAACCGGAUAAACCGGGCUCGGGAACAGGGCUGGAGACAUGUGCUCAGUUCCAGUGGAGGCAGCAGCCCUGAACGAAAGUUUUAUGGAGGUGGAGGUGGUGGUGGUGGUGGUGUUGGAGCACCACAUUCCUCUGGAAUAGGCCCAUCCCUUGUGCCUGGCCCCACCCCUACUCCUGGUCCUGUUCCUGCUUUAGCUGCAAGCAGAGCUCCAUAUGACCAUGUCCACACAGCAGCUGAAAAACCAUGCAAACCUACACCUAAAGAUGGUGCUGGGGAAGGAGCCAAGUCUUCGGGGGACAAUGGCAGCACAGCUACAGACUCGGGGUCGCUGAAUGGUCAUGCCUGCAUCCCGGUUAAGGAUAGUGUUAGGAAAGAAUCCCGUAAAGCAAGUCUCCAAAAUGAGCAGAUUUCAAAGAACGACUAUGCCAACAGGUUUCGAGGUCAGCUGGCGGCAGAGAGGGCUAAGCAGGUGGAAGAGUUUCUGCAGCGGAAAAAAGAAGCCAUGCUGAAUAAAGUCCGUGCAGAAGGACAGUUGGGGGCCCGGCAAAACCUGGCCGCCAUCUUUGCAAGCUGGACAAACUCCUCCCGAUGCAGGAGACCCCAAGUCAACAAAGAGGAGGAGGAGUACUUGGCGAGAUUACGACAGAUCCGACUACAGAACUUCAAUGAACGCCAGCAGAUCAAAGCUCGCCUCAGAGGAGAGAAGUAUGACAGCGACGGCUCAGACAGUCAGGAGUCAUGUGAAGAGGCAGUACUCAGGAGGAAGAAAAUCGAGGCUUUAAAGGCCCAGUCAAAGGCUCGUGCUGCUGUAAUUAAAGAACAGCUGGAAAAGAAGAGAAGAGAAGCAUAUGAGAGGGAGAAGAAAGCUUGGGAGGAUCAUCAGCUCAUUGCACGAGGAGUGAAGGUUGCUGUUGGAGCUGUGGGUGGAACUCCACCUCCUGCAGCCCCUGCCACUCAGCCAUCUGACUACCCUCAGGAAGAUGCUUCCAAAGCCACACCCUCCUCUAGACCCACCACUCCAGCCAUCUCCAUGACUGCUGCUCUGAAGGAUGUGGGCGCAAUUUCAUCAGGACAGAGUUCUCCUAUGAAAGAGGACUCCCUUAAAGCGGAAACAGCAGGUGUACAGAGUGACAAGAAGGAGAUUCUUCGCAGACUUAAUCAGAAGGUCCAGUCCACUGGGCAAGAUGCUGUGAAAGAUGACACACCUUGCAGCAGGGCACCAUGCCCAACUCCUCAACAGAUCCAGCCUGCUAUCACAGAAGAAAGACCUCCUACCGCUGGUGAUAGGAGGAAAUGGGAAACUGUUGCUCCACCCAUAUUGUCUGUAGCCGAACAAACUCUGGAGGAGACCUGCGCAACUCUGGCAGUGUCCCAGGUGGCAUCUCCAGAGACGAAUGCUCCCUCUGGUGGAGACAGGAAGAAGUGGCAGACUGAUUGUGCCCCUCCUCUGUCUGUGGCUCAGCAGACUCUGGAAGAAACUAGCCUUACAACAGCAGCUCAGCUUACAGCAGGUGAAGUCAUUUGCAUGGAAGAUUGGCAGGGUGAGGGGCUAAGAAAGGCUUGGGGGCGGAGUCCAGACUCAGAGGUUCUGAAGGUGUUGGAAGAGGCAGAGCUCCAGCCCUUUACCGAGAAACUAGAUCCUGCCAGCACCUGUGACCACACACUGACUGAAAGCCUUAAUCUAGAAGAGUCUUUAGAUGUCACUCAUGAAACCAAACAAGUGCCUCUUCCUCAGCCAUGCCAGCCUGCCUUUGGCCUUGCCAAACAAGAAGUGACAUGUCAGGAGACAGUGCCAAUCACAGCAGAGGUUAAAAGUCAGGAACUAAUCUCACCAACAACAGAAGAGAUCCAAAAGACUCUGUGUGAAGAAAUUGAGACAGAGGUGGUGGAUGAUAUGGAGUCAGUAGUUCUAGAUGAAGUCUCUCAGCAAACCUCAAAGCCGCCCCCAGCAGAUGUUAUGCAAGCAUGGACACAUGACAGUCCAGUGUCUCCGCCAGCAGAGGGCAGAGUAAUACAAGAAGAGUGCACAAAGACACAAAGAGAAGAGAAACACCCUGAACCUGCAGAUGAGUCUCUGUUUGUGAAGCUAAGCAGUAGUCCAGCUCACAGACGAACAGUAGCGUUGACUAUGCUGUCUGCUCAAUCCUCCUUGGAAGACUCUUCCUCCAUCGCCUCACGUUCCCGCUCUGUCUCCCCACUGCGCUCUCAAAGACAUGGUGACGCACUUCUCAUUGGCCUCUCCACUGGGCUCUUUGACACAAACAACCCUAAGAUGCUGAGGACGUGCUCUUUACCAGACCUCAGUAAAGUAUUCAUUGAUGCUGCAGAACCUGAAGUUGCAGUCGCUCCUGACAACAACCUGGAGAUUGAAGAUCUGGAGGAUAAAGCAGAUGAGCAGUCUGAAUCUGAAGAUGUGUAUGAGGAUGAUGAUUUGAGGGAGCUCAGAGCUUCUAUGGAGAGGCUUCUUCAUGAGCAGCGCAGUGAUGAUGAAGAUGACGAAGAAGAGGACGAGGAUGGUGGUGGAUCCAACAGUAGUCCAGCUGAUGAAGAGCCAGCUGGCCUUGAUAGGUUGGCUAGUGCUGGUGUUGACAAACACAGUCCAGAGGAGGAGUGUUUUAAUGGAAUGGCUGAGGAGGAGGAUGAUGUUAGCCAUGGUGAAGAAGAGCCAGGAGGUCCAGUUACCAACGGAAUGGAGGUUGAAGAGGAUGAAGAGCAGAACAGUAGUGAAGGCCAGCUCAAUGAGGAGUGGCAGUCUGAUGACAGCGAGGAAGAAGAGGACAUCGAAGACCUUGAGCAACAGGACAGUAUCUUCAGUCGUCUGGAGGAGCUGCGAUUCCAUCUAGAGCAGGCCAUGGGCUUUGAGAACUUCAUUCAAGCCUACAACAAAAUCAAGGCAAUUCAUGAGGAUGAAGACGAGAACAUUGCAAUGGGCUCCAGCAUGGUGCAAAGCAUUUUGGGGACUGAGCACCAACACUUGUAUCCUAAAAUCCUACAUUUGGUGAUGGCAGAUGGAGCCUACCAGGAGGGUAAAGUGUUUACACACAUUCUCACUUUCUGAUCCAUUCAUGCACCAUUUCUUUUGAUGUUCUUCAUACAGUCACACUAGUUCAUUCAACCAGAUAUUUGCAAAAAUAGAGCAAUGAAAUGGCUCAACAUGAAUGUGUAGAAGAGAGUAGUUAUGUCAUUCAGUGCAGUGUGAAUCAAGUACUUUAGAGAAUGCACUGAAAACACAUUCAUAAAGAGACU